This is a messenger RNA of Prunus armeniaca (apricot), 804 nucleotides long. Lineage: Eukaryota; Viridiplantae; Streptophyta; Magnoliopsida; Rosales; Rosaceae. The record is from the annotation of a GenBank genome assembly.
AUGCCCUCGCACGCCAAUCGCAUACAGCAGGAGCAGGAGCACUGCAUCAUGGUCUCCGCCCUCAAGCAUGUAAUCUCCGGCGGCAUCAAUGCCGGUGGUAGUGGACCCACUUCGCAGCAGCAGCAGCAGCAGCUAAUGGGAGCCGUCCAUUCUGCCACGUCGUCAGUCUCCUCGACGAGGGACGGGACCCAAUCAGCAACGGACCAAGUACACAUGCUGUCGUUUUCAGCAGAGGGCGAUACGUGUCGGGUGUGCGGGAUCGAGGGGUGUCUUGGGUGCAACUAUUUCCCGUCAACAACAUUGCCAGACAGAAGCAAGCAACUGAAUUUGGGGAGCGGGGCGAAUGCGGGGACGAGGAAGGGGAAGAACAAGUACAGGGGAGUGAGGCAGAGGCCGUGGGGGAAGUGGGCAGCGGAGAUUCGGGACCCGCGGCGGGCGGCGAGGGUUUGGCUGGGGACGUUCGAGACGGCGGAGGAAGCAGCCAGGGCUUACGACAAAGCUGCCAUUGAGUUCCGUGGGGACAAAGCAAAGCUCAAUUUCUCAUUAACCUCCUCCGAUCAGCAUAACAAUAUCACUAAUAGCAACAUCACUUCUAGUAGCAGAACUAGGACUAGCUCACAAUUAAUUAGGAGCAUGGAAGAGGCUGAUCAGGACAAAGUCAAUCCAAUUACCGUGAAACAAUCAGAGAAGAUGGAAAUAUAUGAGAGCAGUGCCCCGCAGGAAGAGAAUGACCAGUUUCUCAGGGACAUGCUUCAAGAUGGAGAUGAUGACGAUGAGUUGAAAGCAUGGACGUCAGCCAACUAA